AUGACUGAGUACAUCUUCUUCACACAAAACAAAAGACACCACCAACCGAUCCUUGCGUCCAACAAGGUCGACGGAUCGUCUCCCAGGUGGUUCGAGAUGGAUACAGCUCAGGGGCUUAACAUACAAAAUAUGGAGUAUUCAUUUGGGCAAUACUACGAGACGAAUUCUCCCCGUAUCCCACUGAGCGAGGUAUCAUCUCGGUCGACACAACCCUACGACCAAGCAGAUUCGUCAUCACAUACGUGUCACUCCGAGAGUGGAAGCGUCUACGAUUCUCCUAUGCCUGCUUCGCCGAUGCCCAACGGAUUACAUCCUAACUUCCAGAGCCCAUCGUCGACGGGCAGCUUUCCCAGUCCGAAACACCAUCAAUUAAGUCCUUCGUCGGCUGCAACGGCAUUAUAUUAUCCGUCUCCCAACCUGGACGUUGACAGAGACACCCCUUCUCCACGGACAUCGUCUGAAGACAGACGGACAAAGUCAUCGUCACAAAAUGGUCGCGACUAUCCCGUCUGCUGCUUAUAUCCAGGUUGCAACGCCAAGCCUUUCAAGCGCAGAGCAGACCUAGAUCGCCACUACAAGCAUCGACAUGCCUCUGAUGCGCAAAAAGUCUCGUUUAACUGUGACUACCCACGGUGCUCUCGGCGUAGGGAUCCCUUCCACAGAUUAGAUCACUUCCGCGACCACCUCCGUGAGUUCCACAAGGAGGACAUCGAGAAGCGCGGCGGCUCCGUCAACGAAGAGUGGCUCGAAGACCGGCGAGUCUCAUCAACAUGGUGGCGAUGCUCCAAAUGCCUCAAGAGAAUCUACAUUGACCAAAACGGCUACGAGUGUCCCAACUGCAAGACUACAUGUCAACCGAAGCGCAAGGAAGCCCGUCGCCGCAGCUGA
This is a messenger RNA of Pochonia chlamydosporia 170, 888 nucleotides long. RefSeq lists its product as hypothetical. Bases 1 to 888 code for a protein of 295 amino acids. The record is from RefSeq and is a predicted model, not a curated record. Lineage: Eukaryota; Fungi; Ascomycota; Sordariomycetes; Hypocreales; Clavicipitaceae. The transcript has 2 exons.